UCAUUUUCCCUGCUUGUCAAACCCAGUUUCAAGACGGAAAAGAUAUAUAAUACUACUGAUUUUUCUUCUCUUGAGUUUCAUCUAUGGAUACUGCUCAAUGGCCACUGGAGAUUGUGGUGAAACCAAUACAAGAGAUGGUGACGAAUACAUGUCCAAAACCAGCAGCUUUAGAGAGGAAAAUAAGGCCUCAAAAGGAACAAGCUUUGAACUGUCCAAGGUGCAACUCGACCAACACCAAAUUCUGCUAUUACAACAACUACAGUCUCACUCAACCUAGGUACUUUUGCAAGACUUGUAGAAGGUACUGGACUGAAGGUGGUUCCCUCAGAAACAUCCCCGUUGGAGGUGGUUCAAGAAAGAACAAAAGAUCUUCUUCUUCUUCUUCUUUAUCGUCAUCCAAAAAGCUUCCUGGUCUGGUAACACCACCAAGCUUGUCGCAGUGUUCUACACAAAACCCUAAGAUCCAUGAUGUGCAAGAUCUCAACCUAGCUUUCUCCGCAGCAGCAGCUAGUCAAGGUUAUAGGAGUAUCUCUGAAUUGGUUCAAGUUCCAAAUAGCUUAGAAAACAAUAAUAAGAACCAGAUUCCUACUUCUUCCUCUUCCUCCCCUACUACAUCUACAUCUCAACUCUCGGCUUUGGAGUUGCUAACUGGAGUCUCUUCCAGGGGGUUGAAUUCUUUCAUUCCCAUGCCGGUUCCAGAUCCGAAUUCAGUUUAUACAUCUGGUUUUACCAUGCAAGACUUUAAACCAACGCUAAAUUUCUCCCUGGAUGGGCUUCAAAGUGGCUAUGGGGGUCUACAAGGGGUUCAACAGACAACCGGGAGGCUUUUGUUUCCAUUCGAAGAUCUAAAGCAAGUCUCGAGCACUACUGAUAUCGAGCAACAUAAAGAGCAAGGUGAUUCAGCUGGUUAUUGGGCUGGAAUGUUAGGUGGAGGAUCAUGGUAAAGAAGAUGAAAAUUAAUAUGGGUCUUUUUUUAUUU
This is a messenger RNA of Hibiscus syriacus, 979 nucleotides long. RefSeq names its product dof zinc finger protein DOF4.6-like. Lineage: Eukaryota; Viridiplantae; Streptophyta; Magnoliopsida; Malvales; Malvaceae. Gene Ontology annotation, biological process: regulation of DNA-templated transcription. The record is from RefSeq and is a predicted model, not a curated record. The coding region runs from base 84 to 944 and encodes 286 amino acids. Gene Ontology annotation, molecular function: DNA-binding transcription factor activity; DNA binding. The transcript has 2 exons.